Messenger RNA from Alternaria postmessia, 1605 nucleotides. RefSeq lists its product as uncharacterized. The coding region runs from base 1 to 1605 and encodes 534 amino acids. Gene Ontology annotation, biological process: transmembrane transport; carbohydrate transport. Gene Ontology annotation, molecular function: carbohydrate:proton symporter activity. The transcript is spliced from 6 exons. NCBI's taxonomy places the organism in Eukaryota, Fungi, Ascomycota, Dothideomycetes, Pleosporales, Pleosporaceae. The record is from RefSeq and is a predicted model, not a curated record. Gene Ontology annotation, cellular component: membrane.
AUGGUUUACCAGAUCGGUAACAUCUACGGCAUCACCGCCAUUGCGGUCAUUGGCGGUGGACUGUUUGGUUUCGACAUCAGUUCUAUGAGUGCCAUUCUGCCAACUCAACAAUACCGCUGCUACUUCAACCAGGGACCUUUGGGCCCACCUUUCACAGGUCCUGAAGAGGACUGCUCUGGUCCUACUGCCGAUGUGCAGGGAGGUAUCACUGCUGCCAUGCCUGGUGGCUCCUUCGUCGGUGCCCUCGUCUCUGGUUACCUCACGGAUAAGCUCGGUCGUCGCAGGGCUAUCCAAAUCGGUUGUGCCAUCUGGAUCAUUGGUUCCAUCAUCUCUUGCGCCGCUCAAAACAUUGGCAUGCUCAUCGCCGGUCGCUUCAUCAACGGUCUGUCUGUCGGUAUCUGCUCCGCUCAGGUUCCUGUCUACGUCUCCGAACUCGCUCCUCCUUCCCGCCGCGGUCGUGUUGUAGGAUCGCAACAAUGGGCCAUUACAUGGGGUAUCCUCAUCAUGUACUACAUCUCCUACGGCUGCAGCUUCCUGGACGGCGAGAAGGCUUUCCGUGUCCCAUGGGGUCUACAGAUGAUUCCCGCUGUUAUCCUUGCCAUUGGUCUCGUAUUCCUGCCGGAAUCUCCUCGUUGGCUCGCACGACACGACCGUUGGGAGGAGACUCAGGCUGUUCUUACUUUGGUUCACGGCAAGGGUGACCCCAACAGUCCCUUUGUCAAGCUUGAGCUGGAUGAGAUUCGCCAGAUGAUCGAAUUCGAGCGCCAGAACGCUGAUGUAUCCUUCAUGGAGCUCUUCAAGCCUAAGAUGUUGAACCGUCUCCACAUUGGUGUCUUCACCCAGGUUUGGUCUCAGCUGACAGGCAUGAACGUUAUGAUGUACUACAUCACAUACGUCUUCGGUAUGGCUGGUCUCACCGGUAACAUCAACCUUGUCGCCAGUUCCAUCCAAUACGUCAUCAACGUCCUGAUGACCGUUCCCGCUCUCCUCUUCAUGGACCGUUGGGGUCGCCGCCCUAUGUUCGUCAUCGGUGCCAUCCUCAUGAUGACCUGGAUGUUCGCCAACGCUGGUCUUAUGGCUUCCUACGGUAAGCCCGCUCCUCCGGGUGGUCUCGGUAACAUUGCCGAGCAAUCUUGGGAGAUUGGCGGCGCACCUGCGAGGGCUGUCAUUGCCUGCACAUACCUUUUCGUUGCCUCUUACGCGCCUACCUGGGGUCCUGCCUCUUGGGUCUACCCCCCUGAGAUCUUCCCUCUCCGCAUCCGUGGAAAGGCCGUGGCCGUCGCAACCUCAUCGAACUGGAUCUUCAACUUCGCCCUUUCCUACUUCGUCCCACCCGCCUUCGUCAACAUCCAAUGGCGCGUCUACAUCAUCUUCGGUGUCUUCUGCUUCGCCAUGGCUGUCCACACUUUCUUCCUCUUCCCCGAGACAGCUGGAAAGACUCUUGAGGAUGUGGAGGAGAUGUUCAUGACUGGCGUUCCAGCCUGGAAGACCAAGGUUGAGUACAGCAGCACUCGCCGUGCUGAGCGUGGCGAAAUUGACAACGAGAAGGCCUCUGGUCUUGAGCACAGCCCCGUCAGGGUUGAGAACGCCGAGACCAAGGCUUAG